This is a messenger RNA of Monoraphidium neglectum, 1365 nucleotides long. RefSeq names its product Coatomer subunit beta-2. Gene Ontology annotation, cellular component: cytoplasm; COPI vesicle coat. Bases 1 to 1365 code for a protein of 454 amino acids. Gene Ontology annotation, biological process: intracellular protein transport; intra-Golgi vesicle-mediated transport; endoplasmic reticulum to Golgi vesicle-mediated transport. Lineage: Eukaryota; Viridiplantae; Chlorophyta; Chlorophyceae; Sphaeropleales; Selenastraceae. The record is from RefSeq and is a predicted model, not a curated record. The transcript has 11 exons.
AUGGCAAACAGCACGGAAAAGAGCUGCAGCAUGCUGGUGUUCAACGACAAGGCCAUAACAGCAUCUGAGAUCAAGGAGGCCCUGGAGCACGGCGACGCCGAGGCCAAGGCGGUCGCCAUGCGGAAGGCCAUCACCAUGCUGCUGUCGGGGGAGCAGCUGCCGCAGCUGUUCAUCACCAUCGUACGCUAUGUGCUGCCCUCCGAAGAUCACACUGUGCAGAAGCUGCUGCUGCUCUAUUUGGAGGCGAUUGAGAAGACGGACGCAUCGGGGAAAGUUCUGCCGGAGAUGAUUCUCAUCUGCCAGAACCUGCGCAAUAACCUGCAGCACCCUAACGAGUACAUCCGCGGCGUUACUCUGCGGUUCCUGUGUCGCAUCAAGGAGGAGGAGAUUCUGGAGCCGCUGGUGCCCUCCAUCCUGGCCAACCUGGAGCACAGGCACAGCUACGUGCGCCGCAACGCGGUGCUGGCCAUCAAUGCUCUCUACAGGUCGGGCGCGGCGCUUGGGCGGGGUGAGCUGAUGCUGGUGGACGCGCCGGAGCUGAUCGAGCGGUUCUUGGGACAGGAGCAGGACCUGUCCGCCAAGCGCAACGCAUUCGCAAUGCUGACGACCCACGCUGCGGACCGCGCCGUGGCCUACCUGUUCAACCACCUGGACAACCUGCCGCUGUGGGGGGACAUCCUGCAGAUGGCAGUGCUGGAGCUCAUACGCAAGGCGUGUGUGACCCACCCCGAGUCCAAGGGCAAGUACAUCAAGAUCAUCCUAGCCUUGUUGCAGUCGUCAUCAACAGCCGUCGUCUAUGAGUGCGCCGGCACACUGGUGACGCUUAGCCAGGCCCCCACCGCCAUCCGCGCCGCCGCCAACUGCUACUGCCAGCUGCUGGUCAGCCAGAGCGACAACAAUGUCAAGCUCAUCGUGCUGGACCGGCUGUCUGAGCUGAAGGAGAAGCACCGCGACGUGAUGCGUGACGUGCUGCUGGACAUCCUGCGCGCCCUGGCCGCGCCCAACUCUGACAUCCGCCGCAAGACCCUGGACCUGGCCCUGGAGCUCAUCGACGGCCGCAACAUUGACGAGGUGGUGAUGGUGCUGAAGAAGGAGAUCGUGAAGACGCAGUCCUCCUCCAGCGACGCCUCAGACCGCGGGCCAGAGUACCGCCAGAUGCUGGUCGGGGCCAUCCACACCUGCGCUGCCAAAUUCCCCGACGUGGCGUCCAAUGUGGUGCACCUGCUGAUGGACUUCCUGGGUGACUCGUCGACGUCUGCCGCACUGGACGUGGUCUUCUUUGUGCGCGAGAUGUGUGAGACGCACCCCGCCCUGGUGCCCAGCGUCCUGGAGCGGCUGCGCGACAAUUUCCCCACCAUCAGGUGA